This is a messenger RNA of Trichomycterus rosablanca, 1219 nucleotides long. RefSeq names its product inhibin subunit beta Aa (gene inhbaa). Gene Ontology annotation, molecular function: cytokine activity; growth factor activity. The coding region runs from base 1 to 1203 and encodes 400 amino acids. The transcript is spliced from 2 exons. NCBI's taxonomy places the organism in Eukaryota, Metazoa, Chordata, Actinopteri, Siluriformes, Trichomycteridae. Gene Ontology annotation, cellular component: extracellular region. The record is from RefSeq and is a predicted model, not a curated record.
AUGUCGUUCCUGCCUGCCAUGAGUGUGGCGCUGCUGCUCCUGACUCACUUUUAUUCCCUUAACGCCAUGGCCACCCCGGGCACCCAGGCAUCCUCUCCAUCCUCCCCCUCCUCCUCCGGACCGGACUGCCCAUCCUGCGCCUUGGCACGGCUGCGGAGGAGUGGCGCAGAUGCACUGCAGGAGGAGGAGGCGCAGCAGGAUGUAGUAGAGGCAGUCAAGAGGCACAUCCUAAGCAUGCUGCACCUGCAGGAUCGACCCAACAUUACGCACCCAGUACCACGAGCAGCCCUGCUCAAUGCCAUCCGCAAGGUGCAUGUGGGCAAAGUAGCCAAGGAUGGCAGCGUGCUGAUUGACGACGAGCCUCACGGACGCCUUGAGGCAGAUAACUCAGAACAAACUGAGAUUAUCACCUUCGCAGAAGCUGGUGAAGCCCCUGGUCUAAUCAACUUUCUUAUCUCCAAAGAAGGUGAUGAGAUGUCCCAGGUGGAGCAGGCAAAUGUGUGGCUCUUUUUGCGUCUUCCAAAGGGCAACCGUACUCGCACAACCAUCAGCAUCUGCCUUCUUCUGCAGCUGCCUGAUGGCAAAGAAAAGCUAGUGGCUGAAAAGUCAGUGGAUACAAGACGCAGCGGCUGGCAUACCUUUAAUGUGGCUUCUAGCAUGCAGUCUCUGUUGGAACGUGGAAUUAGCGCUCUGAAUCUGCGUGUCUUGUGCCCACUGUGUGCUGAUGCCCGUGCCACUCCAGUCCUGGUGACCAGUGGAGGAGGAGGAGAGCGGGAGCAAUCUCAUCGACCAUUCCUGAUGGCUGUGGUUCGUCAAAGGGAGGAGAAUGGGACGAGGCGGCGCCGUAAGCGUGGCCUGGAGUGUGAUGGAAAGGUGCGAGUAUGCUGCAAGCGCCAGUUCUAUGUUAACUUCAAGGACAUUGGAUGGAACGACUGGAUCAUUGCACCCACUGGCUACCAUGCCAAUUAUUGUGAGGGUGAGUGCCCAAGUCAUGUAGCCAGCAUUACAGGAUCUGCACUGUCCUUCCACUCUACAGUCAUAAAUCACUAUCGAAUGCGAGGUUACAGCCCAUUUACCAGUAUCAGGUCAUGUUGUGUGCCCACACGUCUACGUGCCAUGUCUAUGCUCUACUAUAAUGAGGAGCAGAAGAUUGUAAAAAAAGACAUUCAAAAUAUGAUUGUGGAGGAGUGUGGCUGCUCGUAAGAUAGUAGAAAUAAUA